Messenger RNA from Arachis duranensis, 1604 nucleotides. RefSeq lists its product as uncharacterized. The transcript has 2 exons. Lineage: Eukaryota; Viridiplantae; Streptophyta; Magnoliopsida; Fabales; Fabaceae. The record is from RefSeq and is a predicted model, not a curated record. Bases 295 to 1371 code for a protein of 358 amino acids.
UGCCAGUGCAUAUGCCAGUUUGGCAAAUUGCAAAUACAUAUAAAAUUUUUUUAUUAUUUUUCCAAAAACAAAAAACCUCCAUUAAUGCUUUCAAGGACACACCUCUGGCGGCACAUAGCUUUCGUACAGCUUGUCACUAAGAUCUCUCUUCACUUUCUUUCAUCUUAAAAUUCACCAUUCUCAUCUCAUUUUCCAUCUUCUUAAUUAUUAAACCCAUUAUUAUUUUUUCCUCCUCCUUCUUCUUUCUUUUACAAGUUUUUUAAUUUAUUUCUUGCAAAAAUAAGAGGAGCAACAAUGCAAGAUGCAAUUAGUAUCCCCGCGUGCUUUUCUCCGUCUCCUUCUUUACAAAGUACUAGUAACGGACAUGAAACUACUCUGACUCGAUCAAGUCAGAGCAUUUUCAUGUCCGUAUAUAGAACCAAAGUUGCUGAUCAGUGUCGACUGAUCAGCAUCACAUGGUGCAAAAACUUGAUGCUUCACGGCUUGUCCGUGUCCGUGUCAGGAUCCGAGGGACAAACUGAGUAUAGCUGCAAGGUCGAGUUGAAACCAUGGUACUUUUGGAGAAAACAAGGAUCGAAGCGCUUGGUCAUUGAAGACACAAGUAGUAAUAAAGAUAUUGAGAUAUUUUGGGAUCUUAAGAAUGCAAAGUUCCAUGGUGAAACGGAACCGAGUUCGGAUUACUAUGUUGCUGUGGUUUGUGAUCAAGAGGUUGUUCUUCUUCUUGGUGAUAUGAAGAAAGAAGCUUAUAGAAGAACAAGGUGCAGACCUUCGCUAAUUGAUCCCAUUUUAGUUUCAAAGAAGGAGCAUAUAUUUGGGAAGAAGAAGUUCUCAACUAGAGCAAAGUUUCAUGAAAAGGGUAGAUGCCAUGAGAUCUCAAUUGAAUGCAAGAACAAUAACAUCAAAGGAAGCAGCAACAAUGGUGGAGGAGAUAAUAAUGGAGUUGUUCAGCAUAAUCAUCAUCAUCAUCAACCAGAAUUGGAGAUAAGAUUUGAUGGGCACUUAGUGAUUCAUGUGAAGCACUUGCAAUGGAAAUUCAGAGGGAAUGAACGAGUUCAUAUGAACAAGAUGAGAGUGGAAGUAUAUUGGGAUGUUCAUGAUUGGCUCUUCAAUCAUGGUUUGAAGCAUGCAUUGUUCAUAUUCAAGCCAGUUUUGUUAUCAACAUCAAAAUCAUCCUCACUUUCAUCGUCUUCGCCGUCGCCGUCGCCGUUAUCGUCUUCGUCUCCGUCUUCUACUCCGUUAUCAAGUAACACGGGUAGUUCUGCUGGAUCAUCAUCAAUGUUGGAGGGAUUGAAUUGUGUUAGUAGUAAUGUUUCUUCUUCUUCUUCUUCUUCGGAGUUUUGCUUGUUUAUCUAUGCUUGGAAAGUUGAAUAACAAUGAAGAAUUGAAGAAGAGUGAUUAUUGAUGAACAUGUAUAUGUCAGCAUAACGGUAUGAUGAUGUCAUCAUCCAAAAUAGGGUUGGAGAAAGAAGACAACUUUGAAGACGGUGAUAAUGCAUAUAUCACAUGUAAAAAUCGGUAAAAACUAAGAUCUACUCAACUUUACGUAAAGAUGAUAAUUGAAAAUCAUUAAAUAAUUUGAUUGAUUUGACUAAAUUUUUAUCUAA